AUGCACUGGCGACGAAAAAAUCCGUUCAGCGCAGUUCUUCUUGCCAAUCACCAGCUGCUAGCUGACUACGUUGUAGUAGCAGCUCUAGCACAUAAGUCGAGAAAAGACGCCAGCGGGAAGAAGCUCAUACAGAGGGAGGCCACGCCUCAAGUGAACUUCUUCACGUGGUUCACGUUGUCAAAGGCUCCGUCAGUAAAGACCCUCAUCAACAUGCUUCGGUGUAAUGAGAACUGGGAACUUCAGCUGCAGCAGAGCGAUAGGUUGUUCAGACGGGUGUGUGCUUCGAGUGCUCCAGAGUGGGUGGUGCUAUUCCCAGAAGUGAAUAUUUGGACAGAGGAAACCGCAUACUUGCAGUCGAUCCACUCACGAAGGUACUUCCUUCCAAGAAUGACGCUGGUGUUGUAUCCAAGGUUUUCGAGUCUUUACAACACAGUUUGGCUGUUGAAAAAAGAGCGAGCUUUCACAAAAAUCCCCAAAUUCACAAAUUUGUACGACUUGCUGAUCGUGCACAGCAAGCCGGUGACCUUGCUUGAGUUUUUCUCAUGCAAGGGAGGCCACAAAGUUGUCGUUAAUGUCAAGCAGAGAUCAUUUCAGAAAGUGCCCCUUAGAAGGCCAAAGUUGGAGAAGUGGCUCGAAAGCUGCUGGGUGGAAAAGAACAAGCAGAUCAGGGGCAUGAAAAAUACCCUCAAAACCUAA
Candidozyma auris is the source of this 696-nucleotide messenger RNA. RefSeq lists its product as uncharacterized. Bases 1 to 696 code for a protein of 231 amino acids. The record is from RefSeq and is a predicted model, not a curated record. Gene Ontology annotation, cellular component: endomembrane system. The transcript has a single exon. NCBI's taxonomy places the organism in Eukaryota, Fungi, Ascomycota, Pichiomycetes, Serinales, Metschnikowiaceae. Gene Ontology annotation, molecular function: acyltransferase activity.